This is a messenger RNA of Abrus precatorius (Indian licorice), 3778 nucleotides long. RefSeq names its product protein TIC110, chloroplastic-like. NCBI's taxonomy places the organism in Eukaryota, Viridiplantae, Streptophyta, Magnoliopsida, Fabales, Fabaceae. The transcript is spliced from 15 exons. Gene Ontology annotation, biological process: protein import into chloroplast stroma. Gene Ontology annotation, cellular component: TOC-TIC supercomplex I. The coding region runs from base 148 to 3135 and encodes 995 amino acids. The record is from RefSeq and is a predicted model, not a curated record.
AAAGGCCCAUCAGGAAAGGCCCAUUUAGGCUCCUCCCUAUCUUCUUCUUCUUCCUUUUCGUUAAACCCUAUAACUGUAACACUACUGUCCUCUGUUCUGCAACAACCAAACUUCAACGUUACGACGUCGUUUUCAGAGGGAAUCAUCAUGAAUCCCUCACACACUCUCAUCCCUUCUUCUCACCACCACCCUUCACUCCUUCCUUCUCCCUUCGUCCCUCUCCGCUCCUCCAAACGACACCGUUUCAGGGUUUCCUUCCCUCGCUGCUCUUCCACCACCUCCCCUCCGCCGCCGCCGUUGCCGCCGAAAGUCCCAAAGGACCUCAAUGGACUGGAGCUCGUCGUUGAUAAGCUAUCACCGCCGCUGCGGCUGGCAACCUCCGCCGUCGUCGUUGCCGGAGCCAUCGCCGCCGGGUACGGCCUCGGCUCUAAGUUCAGCGGGAGCCGGAAUGCGGCCCUCGGCGGUGCCGUCGCUUUGGGCGUGGCCGGCGGCGCCGCCGCGUACGCUCUGAAUGCGGUUGCUCCUCAAGUUGCUGCUGUGAACUUGCAUAACUACGUGGUAGGGCUUGAUAACCCUUCCAUGUUAAAGAAGGAAGAUAUUGAUGGAAUCGCCAACAGGUAUGGUGUUAACAAGCAGGAUGAAGCAUUUAAAGCAGAGAUUUGUGAUGUAUAUUGCCAGUUCGUGUCUUCUGUGCUUCCUCCUGGUGAUGAGGAGCUUAAGGGUGAUGAAGCUGAUAGGAUCAUCAGCUUCAAGAAUUCUUUAGGAAUUGAUGACCCAGACGCAGCUGCUAUGCAUAUGGAGAUUGGUAGGAAAAUUUUCAGGCAAAGACUUGAAGUUGGGGAUCGGGAAGCAGAUAUUGAGCAACGCCGGGCAUUUCAGAAGUUGAUAUAUGUGUCAAAUAUUGUUUUUGGAGAAGCAUCAUCCUUCCUUCUACCAUGGAAGCGUGUUUUCAAGGUCACUGAUUCUCAGGUUGAAGUUGCUAUACGUGACAAUGCCCAAAGAUUAUAUGCUUCCAAGCUCAAAUCAGUUGGCAGAGAUAUUGAUGCUGAACAACUUGUUACACUGAGAGAAGCACAACGCUUGUAUCGCCUUUCUGAUCAGCUUGCUGAAAACUUGUUUAAGGAGCGCACACGGAAAUUGGUUGAGGAAAGUAUUUCAGUUGCACUUGAUAUACUGAAAUCCCGCACAAGAGCUGUCUCUGGAGUUAGCCAAGCUGUAGAGGAGCUUGAUAAGAUAUUGACUUUCAAUAAUGUACUCAUCACAUUAAAGAACCAUCCUGAUGUGGAUUGCUUUGCCCGAGGUGUUGGCCCAGUUUCUUUACUGGGUGGUGAGUAUGAUGGUGACAAAAAGAUAGAGGAUUUGAAACUUCUUUACAGAGCAUAUGUUGCAAAUGCUUUGUCUGGCGGUCACAUGGAAGAUAACAAUCUUGUUGCGCUAAAUCAGUUGAGGAAUAUAUUUGGGUUGGGUAAACGUGAAGCUGAAGCCAUCACACUUGAUGUUACAUCAAAAAUAUAUCGCAAACAACUUGCACAGGCUGUCUCAAGCGGUGAUUUAGAAAUGGCAGAUAGCAAGGCAGCAUUCCUUCAAAAUUUGUGUGAUAAAUUACAAUUUGAUCCACAAAAGGCUGGUGAAAUUCAUGAUGAAAUAUACCGGCAAAAGCUUCAGCAAUUGGUGGCUGAUGGGGAGCUCAGCGAUGAAGAUGCUUCUGCUUUGUUAAGGUUACGUGUUAUGCUCUGUAUACCUCAACAGACUGUUGAAGCUGCUCACUCAGAUAUCUGUGGCAGUUUGUUUGAAAAGGUUGUCAAAGAGGCAAUCCAAUCAGGUGUUGAAGGAUAUGAUGCUGAGAUCAGGAAAUCAGUAAGAAAAGCAGCACAUGGCUUGCGACUAACCAGGGAGACUGCUAUGUCUAUUGCAAGCAAGGCUGUAAGGAAGAUAUUUAUUAAUUACAUAAAACGGGCACGGGCAGCUGGGAGUCGUACAGAAUCUGCAAAAGAACUAAAGAAGUUGAUAGCUUUCAACACCUUGGUCGUGACCCAAUUGGUGAAGGACAUUAAAGGGGAGUCAGAUGAUGAAUCAACUGAAGAUCUUGGAAAGGUUGAUGUGAUACAAACUGAUGAUGAGGAUUGGGAUUCUCUUCAGACCCUGAAGAAAAUAAGACCAGACAAAGAACUUUUAGCAAAGAUGGGAAAGCCUGGUCAGACGGAAAUUACUCUUAAAGAUGACCUUCCAGAAAGAGACAGAAUUGAUCUUUACAAGAUAUACUUGCUUUUCUGUCUAACUGGUGAAGUGAAACGGAUUCCAUUUGGUGCUGAAAUCACUACAAAGAGGGAUGAUUCAGAAUAUAUUCUUCUAAAUCAACUUGGUGGUAUUCUUGGUUUGAGCGGUAAAGAAAUAGUCGAAGUACAUAGAGGUCUAGCAGAGCAAGCUUUUAGGCAACAAGCUGAAGUAAUUUUAGCUGAUGGACAGUUGACAAAGGCCAGGGUGGAGCAGCUUAAUAAUCUGCAGAAGCAAGUUGGGUUACCUCAAGAAUAUGCUCAGAAGAUAAUCAAGAAUAUAACUACAACCAAAAUGGCAGCUUCCAUUGAAACUGCAGUAACUCAAGGGAGGCUGAAUAUUAAGCAGAUAAGAGAACUUAAGGAAGCCAGUGUUGAUAUAGACAACAUGGUAUCUGAGAACCUGAGAGAGACCCUCUUCAAAAAAACUGUUGAUGAUAUUUUCGCAUCAGGUACUGGAGAGUUCGAUGAGGAGGAAGUAUAUGAAAGAAUCCCAUUGGAUCUCAGCAUCAAUAAAGAGAAAGCUAGAGGUGUUGUUCAUGAGCUUGCACGAACUAGGUUGUCGAAUUCACUCAUUCAGGCUGUGGCACUAUUAAGACAGAAAAAUCGGCAAGGAGUGGUUUCUUCACUCAACAAUAUGCUUGCUUGUGACAAAGCGGUGCCCGCACGGCCACUCUCAUGGGAAGUGCAAGAGGAGGUUGCUGAUCUUUACGCAAUAUUCACGAAGAGUAAUCCAACUCCGGAAAAAUUGUCUCGUUUGCAGUAUCUGUUGGGCAUAAAUGAUUCCACAGCAGCUGCUCUUCGAGAGACGGGAGAUAGAUUGCUUAGUGAUACUGCAGAGGAAGAGAACUUUGUAUUCUGAGAGUUGUAACAGAUACUUGUCAAUAAGCAUAUUUAAGAAGUAGCGAGCCCCUUACCAAUCAACCAACUUUGAUUUGCCAUAUUGUUUAAAGGUGCAAGAAAAGAAGAAAAUCAUGAUAUAGAGUCGUGGAAAUGAUGACACGCAGAUUUAGCCUUAGAAAUCGGAAUUUCAGAUAGCCAUUAUAUAUUGAUUGUUCAAUUUAUUCAUAUUUUUUAAGAUCACACGAGACAAUUUUAUUCGAGUCGAAAAGGUGCACAGCAAAAUCAUGGCGGGGUUAGUGCUCCCAGCGAGAACUCUUUUCUGGUGUAUCAUUGAAAAUGAUAUUAAGCUUCGUUAAAACAAGUGAGGAGCUACGUUUGAUGAGGGAGGCUGCACUGUAUUAUUAUUAUUACUACUAUUGUGCGUGGGAAGAAUGGGUUAUUUUUGCCAAUGAAAAUUCAACGCCAUCAUAACAUUUACCAUAAGGAGAGAUGACAGUAAUUCGAAAAGGAUUUUGGUUGCACAUUGCAACAGCUAAAGUGGUGUUAAUUUAGAUUCAAUUAGGUUGUAGGAUUUGUAAAAUUAUUUCUUCAAAAAAAUUGACAAAAAAAAAGUUCUUUAUAUGCCUAAUUAUGAAAUUGAAUAUGCAGGCAUUAAUUUCAGU